Molecule: messenger RNA, 4188 nt
Organism: Eriocheir sinensis (Chinese mitten crab)
Lineage: Eukaryota; Metazoa; Arthropoda; Malacostraca; Decapoda; Varunidae
Product: ankyrin repeat domain-containing protein 34A-like
Exons: 7
Coding region: 140-1963 (607 amino acids)
Molecular function (GO): protein binding
Source: RefSeq, a predicted model, not a curated record
UGGAAAGGAGAGCACGGAGGAGGAGGAGCUGCGCGGAGAAAAAAGGAAGCGACCCAACCCCACCAUCACCACCACCACCACCACCACCAUCACGCCCAACUACCACCUCCGCGCCCCGCUCCCCCAGAGUGCAGGCGGCAUGGGCGGGGGGCAGUGGGCUGGGGGCGGCAAUGUGGGGGGACUGGUGGAGGCAGUGAGGCAGGGGCGGCUGCGACACGUUCAACUACUGCUGGAGGCGGGGGUGGAGGUGAACGGCCAGGACGAGACCGGCACACGUCCCCUGGUGGCCGCCGUGACGGGGUGGCGGGGGGAGGACGCGGUGCAGGAGCGGGUGAUGCGGGACCUCCUCAAAGCGGGGGCGGACGCCAACCUUGGGGACGCCCGGGGGACCACGCCGCUCAUGCACGCCGCCGCCCACAACCUGACGCGGGUUGCCCUCACGCUCCUGCAGCACGAGGGCGUGGACCCCGGUGUGCAGGAUGGUGACGGCAACUCAGCGCUCAUGUACGCGGCGGCGCACGGCCACCACGAGGCGCUGCUACUCGUGCUAGCCGCCUUCAGGAGCCUGCACCGCGCGACCUGCCACGCUCAGAAAAACGCGCAAGGCCUGACGGCGUGGCAGCUGGCGGAGAGAAACGGCCACGAGGACCUGGCGACGCUGCUGAAGGAGGAGGCCGGACCCUUCCCCCGCCCACGGACCUUCCUACUCCCCCGCCCACAGGACCUGCUAGACCGCCCUCCCACCCCUACUGAGCCAAGUAGGUCUUCCCACAAACGCACGAGGGUACCCGCCUCCUCGCAGCCCCCCAGCCGCGGCGGGCCCACUGACCCCCUGCCGCCCCCAGCAUUUUUUGCUUUCGGGCAGGCCGUGGGGAGCGCCGCACCUACCAGCAGCGACAGUGAGAGCGAGGGCGCUAGGCCGCCCACUGGGGGCCAGAGGCUGUUGACGGCCACCCCCACAGAGAAGUGGCCGCCGGGACACGUGCGAGAGGGAGUGUGGGGCGCAGCGGAGGACGCAAGGCUCAGCAGCAGCGGCAGCGACCGCGGGGAGAGCAGGGAGGACAGCAGUAGCCAGAGCAGCAGCGCGGGGGGCGCGGGGCCCCCCUCGCCACUACACGUACCGCCCCCCGACGAGGAGGAGCGGCGCGUGUUGGACAGGCUCAUGACAGGAAGUCCCGGCUCAGGUAAUGAGGGCGACACCGAGUCACUGAUGGAGCUGGACCGAUCGGCGGGAGCGACCAUGACAAUGGCGGCGUCGGAGGAGGGCGCGUCGCGGGUGGCGACGGGCAGGAAGGUGGGCGUGAUGGGGCCUGUGGGCGGCAUGCCGCGGCUGAAUACGGGUUCGUGUAGCCGCUCCCUCAACCGCAGCAUCGCGGCGCUGGUACAGGAGGACGCCCAGCAGCGGCCUGACCAGCGGCCGCCCACGCCGGCCCGCCCCUCGCUGCCCAACCUGCUGCCCGCCCGCUUGCUGGACGCGCCCCUCACGGCCUCGCUCGGCUCCUCCCGCCUAGAGUCGCGGCCGCCGCAGCGCCGCAUUACUCUGGCCUCCUUCCCGCGCUCCUCCUCGGAGCCCCGCUCGCUGCUCAGCUCCACGGCGGUUGUCGCGCCCCACCCACACGACGGCGCCUACGACGGCAUACCACUGGACGCAUCCACCCGCUCCGAAGGCUGGGAGGCGCUGCGGGGAGCGCGAAGCCGCCAACAGCCCUUCCCUCACCCCAGCGACGGCCACGUGGUGCCGCUGCCGCCCAUCAACGGGCCCCGCUACCUGGAGAGCGGCGCGCGCGGACGUGCUGGUGGGCGUACGCGGGGCGCAAGCGGCGAGGAGGCCGGCGACGUGUUGAGCGUGGCCAAGAAGACCCUGGAGCAGCUGGAAAACGUGCUGGCCCCCCACGAGGGGUUCGCCGCGACCCGCCCCCUGCCCCGCACCCGCACCUCACACCAGAUACAUCUAGAGACCUAGCGGCCCCAGAGUCCCCCAGGAAACACCUGGGGGAAGGGUGGGUGGAGGCGCAGCGAGCCAGGAGGCGCCGCGCCCAGGCCAGGACGUGCCCACAGGACGGUGCUGCGUCAGCCCGUCAUCAGGGACACUGACGGCAUUGAAGACGACGGUGACGGCGGUGAUAGCCAUGACGGUCGUGUUGACACGGAGAGUGCCUGGUGGCACUGCCCGCUGACCCCGCCGCCCUAAUGGCGCCACAGCGCGUGGCGAAAGUCCCGACAAGGCAUGGCUCUCCUGUGGACCGUCAACACCCCUGAUCGUUAGCAGUGACAUGUAUGUGGAUGUGUGUGUGCGUGCGUAUCGUGUGAGCGGGUGCGGCAGCCAGGCAGACAGACAGGGACCAAGAAAACAGUGCCUCAGUGCCGGUGCCAAGGAACAUUUCCCUCCGCCCCCACCUGGGUGUGCCUCAGCCAGGGAAACUCUAGACAAUAAAAAAGAAGAAUCCUUAAAACAGUGCUGUGAGGAAAGAGGUACAAGGAUACUAACUCGCCCGCCGCUACGCUUUCCUCCUCCCUGUGCUUGAGAAAUUAAAAAGGGCGUGAUCUGACUUCCUAUAACUUCAUACUUUCCAUUCAAUUGACAUUAUAUAAUUAUAUCUCACGUUAGAUACUAAAUCACUUCCGCUAUCAAAUACAUUAUAUUCAACUAACUUGUCAUAUUGUAUCUCAUUUACAUAACUUACUUCAACUAUCAAAAUUGGCUGUAAUUGUAUCUCUUUCGUUAUAACCUUAACUAACUACCUUUAUUUACCUUUCAUUUCGCGUAUCUACCCAAUAUUACCUGCCUUUGUCUACCUUUUCUUUAUUUUUUUGCAACUAACUUUACUGCCUUAUCAAACUUUUCUGACUGACACAUUUGACCCUUGACCCUCCACUCCCUCUAAUCGAGUGCUAUGGAGACUAAUCACAAAGUAAUGACCUGUGUCUCUUUUCUCCCCAACCGGAAUGGAUAUCUCUUUUGGCCUAUCUUUUCUAUUUGAUCUUAAGAGGAGCAGUGCUGAGCGGAUGUUUUUUUUUUUUCGGUUUCCUCUACUGUAAAAAACAUCGCCAAACACAGGGAGAACGUAACUUAAGAGGCGGCCACGCGUUGACCCUCACUCUUCCUCAGGUGCAGACGAUCGCUGGGACUUACUGACCGAAUGUGUGAUGCAGAAACAAUCAAACUCGCUCAGCGUCACCAGUGGAAAAGAAAUUAUAGUGACCGUUAUGACUGACGAUGAAACUUGCUCAGCGUCACCAGCGGAAAAGAAGUUAUAGUGUUCGUAAUGACUGACGAUGAAACUUGCUUGGCGUCAUCAGUGGAAAAGAAAUUAUAGUGUUCGUAAUGACUGACGAUGAAACUUGCUCGGCGUCAUCAGUGGAAAAGAAAUUAUAGUGUUCGUAAUGACUGACGAUGAAACUUGCUUGGCGUCACCAGCGGAAAAGAAAUUAUAGUGACCGUUAUGACUGACGAUGAAACUUGCUCGGCGUCACCAGCGGAAAAUAAAUUAUAGUGACCGUUAUGACUGACGAUGAAACUUGCUUGGCGUCACCAGCGGAAAAGAAAUUAUAGUGUUCGUAAUGACUGACGAUGAAACUUGCUUGGCGUCACCAGCGGAAAAGAAAUUAUAGUGUUCGUAAUGACUGACGAUGAAACUUGCUCGGCGUCACCAGCGGAAAAGAAAUUAUAGUGUUCGUAAUGACUGACGAUGAAACUUGCUCGGCGUCACCAGCGGAAAAGAAAUUAUAGUGUUCGUAAUGACUGACGAUGAAACUUGCUCGGCGUCACCAGCGGAAAAGAAAUUAUAGUGUUCGUAAUGACUGACGAUGAAACUUGCUCGGCGUCAUCAGUGGAAAAGAAAUUUUAGUGACCGUUAUGACUGGCCUCGACUGGCUGUCUUGUGAUGAUUUCCUAUGUUGACUGAUUGGUUAGUUUAAUUGGCUGGUUAUUAGAUUAAUUGAUUGACUGUUGGACUAAUAAUCUUAACGGUGGUGAUGAAAUUACGGAUUAAUUUACAUUGACUGACGGAAUAAUUCAUUGCAAACUAGAUAAUUAAUAUUUUUUUUUUCUGUUGAUUAACUAACUGCAUAACCCACCAAGAAACUUAUUGAUUUGUUUAGUCAUUAAUCACGGAUCCAAAUAUUCCAAUACUUUAAUACCUGGAAGGCGUCUCAAGGCCAGGCCACGACAAAGGUAAGCCCGGCCGG